Messenger RNA from Entamoeba invadens IP1, 1056 nucleotides. RefSeq names its product Cyst wall-specific glycoprotein Jacob family protein. The record is from RefSeq and is a predicted model, not a curated record. Lineage: Eukaryota; Evosea; Mastigamoebida; Endamoebidae. Bases 1 to 1056 code for a protein of 351 amino acids. The transcript has a single exon.
AUGUUGAUACUACUGUUACUGGUAUCUUUUGUUUGCGCAGAAAACGAAUUCAAGUGUGAACAAGAGGGGCUUUACUGUGUGAACGAUGGAAAACACGACACACAAUACUACGAAUGCUCGGAAGUGUUUCAAGGGUAUAAGCCAUGUGUUCUUGGGAAGAAAUGCACUUCGAAAGAAAGAGUUGCAUUGGGUUUCAACCCAUGUACAACUCCUUCAAAAGCCAAAGAAGGACAGAACCUUUGUUUGAACAUGAAAGGGUAUUACUGUGUGAAUGAUGGUGAACACACAACUGAAUUUCUCUUGUGUGAAGAUACAUACAAAGGAUAUAUGAAAUGUCCUAAAGGAACACAUUGUGGAUUUAAAGGACAAGUCCCCGAGAACAUGUCUCCAUGUGUAUUAGAUGAGAGUUCAAAACAGAAAUCGGAAGAGAAGAGUACUUCAAAAUCGUCUGAAAAGUCCAAAGAGCCAGACACGCCAUCUGUAGACACGCCAUCUGAAGAAGAUAUUUGCAAAGAUAAGUCGGGGUAUUAUUGUCUUGAUGAUGUUGAUUAUGUAUACCAGUAUCUGUGGUGUAGUGACAGUUAUAAAGGAUACAUGAAGUGUCCCAAAGGAACAUAUUGUGGGUAUGACGGUAAAGCACCCGACAACCAAUCUCCUUGUGUUCUCGAAGUGGAACCCAAAGACAUAAUUGACCCAAAAGACCUUUGCAAGAAUGAAGGGUUUAUGUGUAUCAACGACGGUAAACAUGACAGUCAAUAUUUGGUCUGUUCUGAGAGUUACAAAGGGUAUAUGUAUUGCUCUGAAGGUACUAAAUGCAGCGGGAAGAGUUAUAUGAAUUUCACUGAAAAUCCUUGUGUUGGAGUGGAUAGGACAGUUGAAUGCAAAAAGGACGGGUUUUUCUGUUUGAUAGAUGGGAAACACAACGACAAAUACUUCCAAUGCUCUUCUGAGUUUACUGGAUUCAGACAAUGUCCAAAAGACACGUGGUGUAAAAAGGAACAAAGCGAGCCUUUUGAAGAGUCUCCAUGCGUGUGGUUGGACCAAACAGAGUGGUAA